Moesziomyces antarcticus is the source of this 2544-nucleotide messenger RNA. RefSeq lists its product as uncharacterized. The coding region runs from base 1 to 2544 and encodes 847 amino acids. The record is from RefSeq and is a predicted model, not a curated record. NCBI's taxonomy places the organism in Eukaryota, Fungi, Basidiomycota, Ustilaginomycetes, Ustilaginales, Ustilaginaceae. The transcript has a single exon.
AUGCCCUUCUUCAACGGAAAUGCAUCGAGUGAGAUCUGGAUCCAGAGCUCACGCAUCUGUCGUCAUGUCGAGGAACUCAAGAGCAGCGUCAACAGCUCCGGUCGCCCCAUCACCACCAUCGGCGUCGCUGGCCAUCGCGCCGAACGCUUCCAGCUCGGUGUCAGCAAGGAUCUCUUCCCAAAUGGCGUCACCAUCCUCGCCCGCGAAAACAUGCAGUCCGGCCUCAUCCGCAUCGACCUCGAGGCUGACAUUGCCCACACCCACCACGUCUUGGACCCCUCGGUCGAUCGCUGGUACGACCGCCAAUGGAUCGUCGAGCGCAGCGCCUGGAGAUUCGGCGAUAUCGACUCGCUCGUGCUCGCCUUCUCGCCAUCCACCAUAGACGCAGGCGCCCGCGACCACGGCCACAUCCUCAUCUACCGCUUCGCUGCGGUCGAUGAACAAGAAUGGAAGGUCUUCUCCUCCCACGACCAGCUGCUCCAGCGGUUCAGUCACAUGACGCUAGACACUGCCGUGACUGAAAAGCAUGAGCGCUUCGCACCCACCACGCCGCACACUCCCGUAGCCAAGAAGCGAGAGGAAAAAAUCGAGCAGCCAAGCCUGGUCAUUGCCCCACCCAGGCUGACCGAUCCCAAACCUUUCUGUGCUCGUCGUCAAGAGUCAGCCGCGGGUCCAACUCCCAAGCUCGAGCAUCAGCUCCAAGCCCAGCAAGGCGAAGAGCAGGCUCGACCUGCCACCCAGCGCCUCGCGCGGCCGGCUUCGCCUAGCGCUUCUGACGGACACCAAUUCGCGGCUGCUUCCAUCAGGCAGCCAACUCCAAAAUUGCCCCAAGACCAGGUUGUCGAUGUUCCAAUCACAGAGGUUAUCCGUCGGCCCGAAACACCAACACCGCGCAUUGCCCCUCGCAAGACCUUGGCUGCGCGUCCGGUUGACACGCAGGCACCUUCAGCCCCGUCGGGCGACCAGGCUGACCGUGCUUUCCCCCGCCCCGAAGCACCAGAACAGCCUGCUCCUUCAGACGAGGCUGCGGCUGCGCCUUCGAUUGGCGAUGAGACGCCCAUGGCUCUGUCGAUCGACGAAGAACACGAUCAACAUCAGCCGACACAGCCGACGCAGCCAGAGGCGCGCGCCGAUCCGCAGAAGACCGUGGCCGAGCGUGCGUCCGAAAAGCAAGCACCUGCUCUGUCGAGGGACCAAGGCGACGAUGACAUCCCUGUCAAUGCAACAAUCGACCGGCGCGCGGACGAAGCCAGUGUUGUCGACGACACUUCUUUGGCUCCAGCAGUCGAACGGUGCACGGAGGAAGCCAUCGUUGUCGACGACACUUCUUUGGCCCCAGCAGCCGAACGGCGCACGGACGAAGCCAUCGUUGUCGACGAUGUUCCCUUGGCUCCAACGGUCGACCGGCGCACGGAGGAAGCCAUCGUUGUCGACGACACUCCCUUGGCUCCCGCGGUCGAACGGCGCACGGAAGAAGCCAUCGAUGUCGACGACAUUCCCUUCGCUAGUGUCGAACAGCGCACGGACGACGUCAUCGUUGUCGACGACACUCCCUUGGUUUCAGCAGUCGAACGGCGCACGGACGACGUCAUCGCUGUCGACGAAGUCGACGACGACGAAGACCAACCGCCAGUGGCGCGGAGACGGCGUUCCGCCUCACGCAGGAUGGCGGCUGCGCGUCGGAUUGACGGAUCGUCGCCUCCGCCUUUCUCCAGCGACAGGGGUGACGACGACGCCGAAUACCGGACAUCGAUGCCGGAGUACAUCUCUCCACCCAGGACCACGGUGAACCAGCCGUUGCUGAACCUGGACGCCUUGUUCCUGGAGGAGCCUCCGCGACGCUCGGGCCGUCUUCUCGAGCGGCAGCGCAGCCAACUCGAAAAGGCGCACCGGAAGAAGCUCAAGGAGCAAGAGAGGAUCCGUAGAGCGGCGCCGCGUCGGCCACAAUAUCCGCUUCAGGCGCACGGCCUCUUGAAGGCGCUGUGGACUCGGCCCGUCCAAAGCGUGAUGAUGGCGCGCACCUGGCCAAUGAGGGUCGCAAACAACGAGAGAGUCAUGCACAAGCUACAAGACCAUCUCGGAUGCAUCGACGACGAGGAAGAUCAGGAGCGAGGCGAGCAUCACCAAGAAAACCGGCGAGCGCUCGAGAACGGUGUCGCCUCCGACCUCUGGCUCCACCUUCGCCAAAUCGUUGGCACCGACGACGACGACGACGACGACGAGGAGGAGGAGGCUGCAACCGCAACGCCGAUGGGGCUGCUGACGCAGGCCACGCCGCAGCAACGAUCGCCCGAACGGCGCUCGCCUGCCAAGGCGGCGCAAAAAAGCCCGCAGCGCAAAUCGUCGCCGUCGAUCACCAUCGCACGCCUUGUGCUUCCCAACUACGGCAACAUCAGCUUCACCAAGCUCGAGCUGCAGCAAGCGUGGCUCCAGACCAUCGCCGAGGAGCGUGCGCUGGAGACGCUCCUCGACAAGCGACGAAAGCGAUGGGAAAAGGUGUACAAGACGUGCGCGCUGCACAAGGCGUACAUGCCGUUUCUGUGA